Molecule: messenger RNA, 915 nt
Organism: Oryza sativa Japonica Group (Japanese rice)
Lineage: Eukaryota; Viridiplantae; Streptophyta; Magnoliopsida; Poales; Poaceae
Source: RefSeq, a predicted model, not a curated record
AACUGCUAAGAUCGACCGACUCUUUUUCUUUCUCUUCCUUCGCAUGCAAACAGUUGGGCUACUCGGAUGGGCUGAUUGGACCAAACCAUUUGUCCCAGAAUAGAACCCUAGUGGUAAUCUUUUUUUGUCCGAAUUAAGGCCUAAACAUAAUCCAACGGUGCUAGUACCCCAGAUUUGGGAGCGUUUAGGCUUAAACAUAAUCCAACGGCUGAGAUCAUCUCUCGCACAGACCGAUGAAUUAAUUACCUUCCUCUCCUUCGUCUUCCUCCGGAAACACUCCCCUAUCUCGAGCUCUUCCCAUGGCGACUGACGCUUACCCAGUCCAGCUCCUCCACCGCCAAGCAACCGCCGCCACCGGCGGCGGCCAAUGGCACAACCUAGGCGCCGCCUACGCCGCCGUCAGAUUCCUCCGCCCGCAGGGUCGAUCCCUCGUCUUGUACGCCGGCCCCGACGGCGGCGCCCAGCAGCGCAUCGUGUUCGCCUACCCGAUCCUCCCCGGCGACGCCUUCGAGAGGAUGGACGGCGAGACGCUCUCCUGGGCGGAGCCGGAGUGCGGCGACGAGUUCGCUCUGUGCUUCCUCGACGAGGCCGCCUGCGCCGCCGUCUCCGGCGCCAUCUCCCCGGUGACGGAGUCGCUGGCCGCACUGGACGGCCUCGCAGAGAGGCUCGCCGGGCUGCGCGUGGCGAGGGAGGAGGGUGGCCCCGCCGGGGUGGACAUCGCCGGCCGGCUUGCUGCGAUCAGCAUAGGCCGACCAUGAAUCGACCACCGCUAACCUAGGGUUCGAUGUGAAUUUCCCCUAAUGUCGCCGUCGUCGUCUUGAUGUAGAAUUUCUUUCUAGUCUGUAACCUGUAGCCCUGUACAUGUCUGAUGUGGAUUAACAAUGCUAGUUUACGCCUGCGAGAUUUUCUUUCAUA